GGUCGGCCAGAGGCAGCGCCAAGAGUUCUGAGGUGAAGGGCGUCAAGAAGGGCGUCUUGAAACGUAAGCCCGGCCAGCCCAUGAGGCUUUCACAGGCUUUUCGCGCGGCAGCAAAGCAAGGUAUCAAGCUCCUGGGCUCCGUCAAGUGCAUGCGCAAGUCCUGCUCCACAACGCCAGACAAGGUCGAGAAGUGGGGCGCUUACGAAGAGAGUAAAGCCAAGGAUGGGACCUGGCUCUCGAAACCCACAGGGCCCAUCUGCGGAGACUGCCAAGACCACUGCUGGUUUGGGUACGAGAACGUAGGUACACCGCAGGAAGUGCUCCAGAAGUGCAACGGUGAUAAGGACUUCGGCACUGACUUCUCCAUUUCGCUUCGCUUGAGGAAGAAACGCCUGCAGCUUUUCUACCCGUCCAACGUGCGCCGCAGUGAGAAGCGUUCCUUCAAGGCCAUCUCGCGGUAUCGAGGUCUCCGCCCAACCGAGUUCGAACGGAUCUUCAAGAAAUCCCCCGUCGAGGCGGGUCGUAAACUUCAGGACUUGCUUGACCCCCACACGAACGAGAAGUGCAAGGGCGUGCUGCUGAAGGACAGCACGCAGAUCGACCCGUCUAUUGGCAUCGAGUACGAGAUGAGCGUUGAAAUCGAGACGAGCGAGACAGAGUUCAAGCUCCACCAUUCGCAGCAGCGGCGCCAGGCCCAGGCUCGCGAGUACUUCGAUGAGAUGAAUCGCCCAUCAGGCCUCGAGUGCGAUGAGGCCAGGAAGCUCCGCCUUUGCUCCGACACGCACGAGGAUAUCAAGGCCCACAUCGAGGCUGGAGGAGUCGAAGUGCCUGCAGAGGAAGAUGAGGACCUUGCAGGAGAUGAUGACCAACAGGAUGAGGAUGAUGCGGUUCCUGGCGCCGCCAAGAGCGAGGCUGGCGGCGAGGGGUCCAUCGCGCAGUCGCCUGCGAUCAGGGGCUUCUCGAACCAGCUCGUGGUAGACAACGUCACGAUUUACACGGUGAAGAAGGUUCACAUGGCGCUUGGCGCCGAGCAGCUGCAGGCGUUUGACGACGCCGCGUCGGAAACUGGUUUAGGACAAAAGGCGGACAGUGCAACCGCGCGGAUCGACGGCAUCAACCUCACCGUGAUUGCAGCAGGUGCAAAGCGUUUCGGGCACAGGCGCGUCAGGAUGGAGAAGCUGCGCGACGAGAUGUCGAACAGCGACAACAAGAACAAGCGGAUUGAUGUUGCUCGCUUCACUAAGCGGCUGGAGCUCGCAGAUAUCGCCGAGGAUUGCUCCAAGGUGGAAAACAUCAUGGCCUGGGAGAAGCAAGUCCUAGAGAAGAAGAUUCAAGAUUUGGUGGCUGCGGACAUGAACUUCCCUGCGACGUUGGCUGCGAACCUGGUGGCCAGGGAGCUGCGGGAGAUCGGCGAGCAGGUCGUCACGGAUGGGGUCAACUUCGAGGACUUUUUCCGCGUCGGCUUGCCGUGGGACGUCUCGGCGGUGGAUGCGGAGGACCAGCCCAUCGACCAAGACUCGGAGUUCAACCCUCUGCACCCUAUGGCAUUCAUGAUCCCGUCCGAGACGGGAGUCGUUAUUACGAACUUCGAGAAGUGGUGUUUCACUUAUUUCAUCGCGCCGAUUGCGCGUGCCACCGACAACAACACCCAGCAGAAGAUGAUGGACAUUCUUGCAGAAGGAGAAGAGCACAUGUUGAACCAGCCCUCAGAUACCGAUGAGGCUAUCGUGAACUCUAUUUCUGAAGUGGUGAAAUCUUCGCGCGCGAUUCGGAGCCUCUUGGCCCCGCAGAAUGCAAUGCUGGCCAAGGCGCUCGAGGCAGUCUCGGCGGCCACGGCAACAGAUACUUCAGGAGGAACUUGGCAGGGCGUCGCCUACAACACCUGGGCUCUGCUGAAGGACCUGCCGUACUUCAAAGUUUACAUCGUCUCUUUCCGUAUGACCAGGGCCACGCACGCUGACAGCGCGUUGAAGAUGGCAGAGCACCUGGUCAAUAUCAAUUUGUGCCCCACCGAAGCCGGCAAGGUCGAGGGGCACGCGAGGGCCUUGGCGGAUUUCUCCACCAUCAAGAAAAACACGCGCGCAGGGGCGCAACUUCUGAGCAGCGUGCAGACGGGCGAGUCGCAGGAGUACAACCUCAACAGCGCCCCAUCUUUGCAGGGCACGAUGCACGUCGUGGAUACUUUCAGGCUGUUCUUCGAUGCCUUGCGGAAAUCGGGGUUGAAGAUGAAGGCGUCUUGGGAUGCAGCCGCAGAGAUGACGCACGAUAUUGGGGCACGCGCUGGCGCAGCGAUGUCCCGUGAGAUAUUGAAGCCGUUCAUGAACAAGGUAAAGGGUAGUGAUAUUGUCAACGAUGAGGAGAAGCUCGACGAGUUGGUGGCGAAACUGCUAUCCGUUCUCACGUCCUCCGACGUGUCCGACCUCUACAGCGAAGAGCUCUCCAAAGAUGUCAAGCGUGUCAUCCAAGAGAUCAUCAGCGCCGUUACGUUCGAGGUGAAGCCAGGUACUAUGACGUGCAAGGGGGCCCAGUUACCCUCGGUGAUUGACAAGCUGUCGGAGUUCGUACCGAAGAGCGGCGAGGAGAAGGCAGAGUGGCACUGGGUAUCUAAGUUUGCCGAUGAUAUGGUGCAGUUGGUAUCCAAGAAGGCGGAGAUCAUCGACGCGGGUGGUAACGUGGCGGACAGGAUGAAGGACGACCGCUGCCAGGAGCUACUUCAGUCCGUCGCAGGAAUGGCCAAAACAUUGACGGCAUUGAAGGUAAAGGUUGGGAGCCAAAGCGAAGUCAGUUUGCCUGCUGUUAGCGAUAAGCACCUCGAGGACACGAAGCAGUUCGUGGCUGACCAUGCACCGUGCUUGUACAACUCCAUGAAGGAGACGAUUGCUACGUUUGUCGACGCCCCGUACGACAAGAACUCGCCGCCCUCGGAGAGUGUCAAAAUGGUGGCUCGUGGUAUCCUGCUGGAGCCCAGCCACGAGAAGUGGAGUGACGCACUCAAGACGGGCACCCUCGAGGAGAUCAUCGCCAUUGCGAAGAAGUCGCUCAUAGUACUUAAGGUGGACUCAUACAACAAGGCGUGCGCUGAGUUGGGUGCGAAGUUGCAGACAUUGAAGUUCACUCGCGAGUACUACGACAGCCAGGUUGACGACGCGCUCGAGAAGGAUUACACGAAGCUCUGCGAUGGCAUGCAGCUCACUUGCAAAGAGCGCGCGCUGGCGGCGCUGCUCGUCAAGUACCACGGCCAGGACACGAAGCUCAAGACCGCGCUCAACAGGGAGAAGGGCGCCCUCAAGAAGAGCAAGCAUUGGGAGCUGGUCGAUCCCAAGCUGCAG
Messenger RNA from Prorocentrum cordatum, 3329 nucleotides. Lineage: Eukaryota; Dinophyceae; Prorocentrales; Prorocentraceae. The record is from the annotation of a GenBank genome assembly.